This is a messenger RNA of Caenorhabditis bovis, 4869 nucleotides long. NCBI's taxonomy places the organism in Eukaryota, Metazoa, Nematoda, Chromadorea, Rhabditida, Rhabditidae. The record is from the annotation of a GenBank genome assembly.
AUGAUGGGACGACGAGUUGAGGAGAAGAAUGAGUAUGAGACGGACUCGAUGAUGGCGGAAAUCGCGCUCAAAAGACAUCAAAGCUAUGAGAAGGUGUUGGAGAAACGAAUGGAAGCGCCGAUGAAUCCGAACACGGCUUUCAUUGAGGAAAAUGACGAGUCGAAUUUUCCGCUUCGUAGCAUUUCUAUUGAUUUUUCGCCGGAAUGCUCCACCCAGCAAGAAGACGUUGAAGACGUCGAGCAGACAGAUCGUGGAUUAUUCAUUGAAGGCGAUGCGCUUGUCGAUGAGUACAUCGCUGGAAGUUCGACGGAUCUGGAUCCCGGCGACGUCAUGGUUUCAUCUCGAAGCUAUUAUGGCAUCGACGAUGCCGUCGAGCAUAUUUCGUUUCAACUUCCUGGUCAACGAGCGUCUGCUGAGAAUGCGGCCAACGAUUUCGGCGACGGUGAACUCGAGCCGACGAUGACUGGCACGAUUGUCGAGGAAUUGGAAUCGAGCAAAGUGAAAUGCACGGGUUGCGGAGCGAAUUUUCACUGCAAAGAUAGCUCACUGCCUGGAUUUGUGCCGUUUGAAAUUUUUGCGAAAAUUGAGAGGAAUGGGAAGCCUGUCAACGAUAACUCGUUGUGCAAGCGAUGCCACCUUCUUCAUGAGCACAAUUUUCUGCUCAACGUCAAUGUUGUCGAUGUUGAUUACGCUUCAAUGAUGUCGGAACUUCGAAAUCAUCCCGAAUCGUUGGUUCUCCUCGUGCUGGAUGUCACAGAUCUGCCUGGAAGUAUCUAUCCGAAGUUGGCCGAGAUCAUCGGAUCGCGAAAGCCGAUGAUUGUGAUCGGGAACAAGGUUGAUCUACUUCCACCGGACGCACGAACCGGCUACAUGUAUCGAUUCAAGAAGACCGUCGAGAGAGCUGUGGAGAAAGCUGGCUAUCGGGAGAGCUUCAACAUAAUUCACACGGCUCUUGUCAGCGCUAAAACCGGAUACGGUGUCGAGGAUCUGAUCACAGAGAUCUAUAUGAAAUAUACGAAUGUGAAGAUGGGAAUGCGUGGAAAUAUGUAUCUGGUUGGUUGCACGAAUGCGGGCAAAUCGACAAUGUUCAAUGCGCUUUUGCAAUCGGAUUUGUGCAAAGUUCGAGCAGUGGAUUUGGUCGAUCGCGCGACGACUAGCAUCUGGCCGGGAACUACGAUCUCUCUUCUCAAGUUUCCGGUAAUGAAACCAUCGCCGUACAAACUUGAAAUGCGUCGAAGACGCCUCAUUGCUCACCGCGCUUGGACGAAAAAGGAGAUGUUUGCGCGAAAAUUGCUGCUCAAUGAAACCGGUGAUGAUCGAUUCGCCAUUCCGACGGCUGUCAUUCAGAAUACUUUCAAAGAAUCGGAGGAUGGUCUUCAACCGAUGGCGCUCAAAGAAUUGAGUGCGAAUGAGGAGGAUAAUGAGGAAAAGACGGGAAAACCGGCGUGGUCCCUCGAUGAUUCAAUUUUUGCCAAGGGAAAAUGGUGCUACGACACUCCCGGAACGGUUAAUGAGAAUCAAGUGCUCUCGUUGUUCACACUAGACGAGCUUAUCAAUGCGAUUCCGCGAAAAAUUCUUCGGCCGAGAACGGCGAUUCUACGCGCUGGCGAUAGUUUGUUGAUCGGCGGAGUCGGAAGAAUCGACGUUGAAGAAGCAUCCGAUAAUGUUCUGUUGACAACGUUCGCCAAUGAGAAACUGCCGCUCAACGUGAUGCCGAUUAGCGAGGUCGAUGAGUUCUUGACGAAAUGGCUUGGAACGAAAGCGCUUGUGGUGCCAUGUGGAGGAGCGAAAAGAAUGGAAAAUUGGCCGGGAUUAGGUGAUGGAAGAGAAUUUCGAAUUAGAGGAAAUAAGGAUGAAGGAUGUUGUGAUAUUGUGCUAUCUUCAAUCGGAUGGGUGAUGGUUAACAGCAAGAGUGAUUUGAAAAUAAAAGCGUUCUCUCCUGAUUCGAAAGGGCUCACAGCACGAUUGCAGCCAAUUUUGCCAAAUUCCGCCGAUCUUCGAGGCAAAAGAAUUCCCGGAAGCAGAUUCUAUAAAUACAGCCUUGAUUCAAACCAUGUCGUGUAUCUUAACGAUUCCAGCUUCUUCGCUAUUCUAUGCCUCAUUGCAUCGCUGGGACUCGGCGUUGCAUUCUCGCAUUGGAUGUUCAAAUCGGCAAAUGGUGAUAUGAUGUAUGGUUGGGUUAAUGGUGGAGAAGCGGCAGCGAGCAGGAGAGUCGUAAAGGAGAGGGCGGAGAAUGAGAAGAUUCGGAAGAUGCCGUGGCAGGGACUUGAUAUCCCGUCAUCACUGAAUGAUAGUCUCGAAAUGUUUCUCAAUGAAAUUAUCGAUCAAUAUGUGAACACCUGGUAUGGAGCAUCGAUCAGCAGAGAUCGCGCAUUUCUGAAUGAAAUACGGUAUCAGCUACGAUUUGCCACCGCGAAUCUUGUUCGCUACAUUCAAAGGAUCGAUCUUGCCAAAUUUUCCGCAACUCAUGCCGUUCCUUCGAUCGCAUUCCAUAUGACUCGUCUUUCCGAGCUUGAGCGUCAUCUUCGCGAGAAGAACCUGGCACGUUCGGUGAUUGAGACGAAUAUUGCGCAAAAGCUCGCUGAUUGUCACAUCGCGUUGGCUAGUCGAGAACACGAGCGUCACUACCUUCAACAGAUCACCGAGUUCCUCAUUCCGCGACUUCUCGAUGAUUCGAGGCUUGCUGGACGAGCGCAUGAUGACGACAGCCCGUUGAGAUUGUACGGCAGCUGUAAAGUCGAGCAAACGUGGCCGUCGAAGUCAGUUAGGCAUUUCCUUCGCGAGAUUCUUACCAAUGCGGUACUUAUUCCUUCAAUCGAUUCUCUCACCCAACCAGAUAUGAUCAAUUACUGGCUAAUUCUGCUAUUCGACGACGGAAAUGCUGGAGUCGUUCCUCCUGCUGUCGAUACAUCGUUGGUUGAGCUGCUCGAAGGAUUCCAAAUCGAUGCGCCGACCAAUGUUCCCGACUCGCUACUGCAGCUGAAAUUGACCGAAAUUCUGAGGGACUCGCGACUUUACGCGAUAUUCCGAAUGUAUUUGCAAGACAUUCGCGGACCAGUCAAUGAGCUCCAAUUUCUAUGCGAAGCGACGAGAAUUCAUGAAAGCAUUCAGCGAAGUUCGGAAUCGGCGAGUCAAAUCGGUUAUGACGUCUGGCAAUUGUACACUCAGUUUGUUCAUGAAUCGACGCCCGAUCGAGUUGAGCUCGAUAAAACGAUUGUUACUCAAUUCGAAGAAGCCGUUAAAAGCAAAAAUUUGAAAGAUUUGGAUGUGAUCAUUGAAACUUCGUAUCAAACUGUUUACAAUCGAAUGCAAUCCGAGCACGUUAUCACGUUCUGUCAAUCGGAAUGUUUUCUGGGACAACUUUGCGGCUCACCACCAGUUACUAUCAAUGAGCUAAUUGAUCGUGAGACACAGGAGAAGCGGAAGCAUCAAACCGUCGAGAAGACAUUUUCACUAUCACAACUUCGCGAUCGUGUUCGCAAAGCGCUCACAUCAUUCAGCGAGGACGAUGAUGAUAAUUAUUCGAAAAACGACGACAUCCCAACCGAAUCGUUCGAUUUGUCAAAUUCGAGCUCGUUUGUGAAUGUGCCUUCGAUUGAUAUUCUGACCGAAGAAGAGAAUAAAUCGUCGGAAGAGGAGGAAGUGAUGAAUGAACAAGAGGCGAAUACGCUCAUCAUGGAUCCGGACGCGAAAGAUUUGAAUAAAUGGAAGGUUAAUGUGUCCAAAGUUGCGCCGAUUAGGGAUUCGUAUUCAGGUCGUACUGGCUAUGUAUUUGUGAUCGAGGUGGUGAGACCUGAGGCAAAAGAGCAUGAAACGAAACGAUGGGAGAUUCAUCGAUCAUUUAGUGAAUUCUACGCGUUGGAAACGAAAUUGAACGAGUUUCAUGGCGAUUCGCUGAGAUUCGCUGCUCUUCCUCCAAGGAAGGCCUUUGUGACGCGAGAUAGGCCGUUUAUGGAGCAGCAUCGUUUGAUAUUCGACACGUUCAUUUCGACACUGUGCAAACAAAAGCUCUUGAACCGAUCGGAGCUGCUGCUCUCAUUUCUGACGAGCAACGAGGAAGUUCGCGACACACUUCUGCUCAGCGAUCUGAAUCCAUGGAAGGUCGUCAAAAAGAUGCCCGGCAAACUCUCGCGAGAGAAGGGCCAAAAUCUGAGGCCGUUUUUGCUGAAAUCGCUAGCGACGAUACUUGCCCGAGAUCCGCCGCGAAGUGUCGAGUCGGCGAAAGAUCCGGAAACGACGAGCAUGGAUUUCGGCUCGAGCAUCAAUAAUUAUUCGCUGUCGACGAAUGCGAUCUACUCGUCCGUCUACGGCAACAAUUUCGAGGGAAUUGUGGAUUUCGAGAAGGUUCGCAAUCGAAUUAUUGGCAUCGGCGAAGCUCUAUGGUCGCAUAGCGCAUUUGACUCGGCACUUUUAUUUUUGUGGGCCUUCAUCAAGCGACACUCAAUUUGGCUCGCGAAUUUGGUAUCAUCUUUCCGAUCGCUUUGUCGUCAUACCGCCGAUUCGGCGAUUGACAAUAUUCUGAAAGGUGUGUUCAAGCAAUGCCUAUCCGUCGACAAAUUGGUGCUGUUGGUGCAACACCUACAGUACACCAUAUUCUGCAAUGACAAUUAUGCGUGGCCGACCGAGAACGAGAUGCAAAUGAGGGAGGAGCUCGCCAAGCGGCGAACAUUGGAAUAUUUUCAGAAUUUGGUUGACGCUCGCGCUGAACGAUUCAUCGGUCGGGAGAACGUGAAAGAUGUCGUCGGAAGCGCGCUGGAGAUCCUCCAAUACCCCCGUUUGAACAAACAACUUGCAUAUGUGUUAUUAGAUCAGCUACUAGUCGAAGUAUUUGCUGAAUUGAAUGAUAGUGGUGCUCACCCCCUUCAGUAG